CACCAAUAAACAAUUCAGGUGUUCCAGGAGAUCUGGGGCAAUAAUUGUUUUAUAACACUAUUGUUUCGCUCAGAAGAAAGCGCAUCUUAUUAUCACCUGAUUAUGACGAGUCAUAGUUAAACUCACAGGAUUCAAGGAUUACUAAAAACUGACUCAGCACUAUUUCAUACAUCGUAUGCAAACGCCAACCAAGGACAUCAUCAGGCGACAAUAAUAUCAGUGGUGUUUACAGACUAACCACCAUCACCUCGUCACGCCAAUCAUCUGUAAAUUCGUGGACCAAAGUUCCCAAAGAUGGACUUUGUAACUUCGUCAUAUGCAAAAAUCCAGGCUGCACUCGACAAAACAACAAACGAUGCACUCCCAGCCCCAUCAGCGAUAGCGAGAGCUACAAAAUCUCUGCCCCUUGCCUUGCCUGUGUCUGGACUUGGGGAGGAGUCAGCACGCGACCACUUGAUCGCGGAUAUUUGUGCUGGGUUCAAUGGACCAAAGACUUCGGGCAAUUAUUAUGGCUUUGUCACAGGAGGAAUGUUUCCAAUUGCUGAAGGUGGGUGUUCUCCAUGAUAUCUCUUCAUCUUUCAGAAUAUGUCGUUAGAUUGUUUCUUUUUUCCCUCCCAAGGAAAUUCACCUUUCUCCAGUCUUUGUUUGGCGUCAUACUCUCCAUAUUUAUAUGGGAUGAAAACACUGACUCCAAGAUCUCCUGCAUGCAGUAGCUGAUAACAUCGUAACUGCUUGGGAUCAGAAUGUCCAAGUACAUUUACCAGACCAGAGUAUCAGCACUUCGGUAGAGGAUAGGGCAUUGAGCAUGCUUUCUGGAUUACUGAGUCUGGGAGACCAAUUGAAUGGCAGGAUAUUCACCACUGGAGCAACCGCUGGAAACAUCUUGGGGCUGGCAUGUGGAAGAGAAGCAAUCAUUAACUCUAGACUUCAAGCAGCCGGAGAAAAUUCUGAAGUUGGGGAACUGGGUCUCCUGGCCGCUUGCUCAAGAGUUGGUAUCAAGGAGAUUCAAGUUUUGACAACAAUGGGCCACAGUUCGCUAUAUAAAGCUGCAAGUGUAGUUGGUAUUGGGAGAGCUUCAGUAAAGGAUAUCCCAUUCAGCAAAGACGAACCAUGGCGUAUCAAUAUUCAACUCUUGGAAUCCGAGCUAAAGCGUUCUAAGGAUGGGGUUGCCAGUAUUGUCUGCUUGAGUGCUGGAGAAGUCAACACUGGUCGCUUCGCCACAGAUGGAAUUUCAACCCUUCGAAGGAUCAGAGAAUUAUGUGAUACUUAUGGAGCAUGGCUACAUGCUGAUGGAGCAUUCGGCCUCUUCGCAAGAAGUCUCCCACCAACUCCUGAAUUUCAAUCCCUCAUUAUCUCCGCAUCCGGUCUCGAACUAUCUGAUUCCAUCGGGAGCGACCUACACAAAAUGCUCAAUGUUCCCUAUGACUGUGGCGUAUUCUUCACCCGAUCUCAAAAAACUAUGUUUUCCGUUUUCCAAAAUGCAAACGCAGUCUACCUCUCCACUGGACCAUCUUCAAUUGCCUCUCCACUCAACAUCGGACUAGAAAACUCUCGUCGUUUCAGAGCUCUCCCUGUUUACGCCGUCCUUCUAGCCUACGGUCGCAACGGCCUGGCCGAAAUGUUUGCCAGACAAGUACGUCUUGCUCGCGCUCUCUCAGCUUUCGUAGAUAGUAGUCCAGGUUAUGAACUUCUUGCCCAGGGACCUGCGCCUCCGACCUCAAAUAUGGCACCAAGCCAUCAUUAUUCACUUUCCAGUCCGCAGCCUACCGGGACCAAUACACCCAUCGAACGACCGGCUUAUGAAAACACUCAUAUCGUCGUCCUCUUUAAGGCGAAAGUCCCGCUACUCAAUGAGAAGUUGGUAGGCAAGAUUAACGCUACGAGGAAGAUGUAUGUUUCAGGGACUAAAUGGCAGGGUGAGAGUGCUGUGAGGAUUGCAAUCAGUACUUGGAAGGUUGAUGUGGAGAGGGAUUUGGAGCUGGUCAGAAAUGUGUUGCAGGGGAUCUUGAAGGAUGGUUAAACGCUUCAUCCAUACCGUUUUCUCUUGCUUCUCCUGUCUUUAUGGACCUCUCUAUCAUUCCAUACAAAAGUUUGUCCUUCUUUCUUUCUGGCGCGAAAUAGAGAGCGAGGUGUUCACAUUUGCGGGUAUAUUUCAAGAAUAGUGAGCCUUGUGUUUCUUCUCAUCAUCGAUUGACAUUUAGACAAUGAACGGUUUUAGAAAUCUGAAAUCAUUGGCCG
This is a messenger RNA of Hymenoscyphus albidus, 2238 nucleotides long. The record is from the annotation of a GenBank genome assembly. Lineage: Eukaryota; Fungi; Ascomycota; Leotiomycetes; Helotiales; Helotiaceae.